Sphenostylis stenocarpa is the source of this 1254-nucleotide messenger RNA. The record is from the annotation of a GenBank genome assembly. Lineage: Eukaryota; Viridiplantae; Streptophyta; Magnoliopsida; Fabales; Fabaceae.
AUGGAGAAUACCUGGAUCCUCACCUUUCACCUUCUCCUCCUCCUGCUCCGUUCAAAUGCAGCAGAAGGGGCCAUUAGUGUGGGUGUUGGUGGAAGAGGUGGCAUAAGUGUUGGCAUUGGUAUUGGCAAUGGGGGCAGUGGUGGUAACACCCCAGGACCCUCUGGAUCCUCAGUGCCAAACCUCAACAAUGCUUUUACAGCCCUCCAGGCAUUGAAAUCUGCAAUCAUUGAUGACCCUUCGAAGAUUUUGGACACUUGGGUUGGUCCCGAUGUGUGUUCCUACAAAGGUGUCUUCUGUUCUAAUUCUCGGGAUGACAAUGGAAUUGCCACAACAGCAGCAACUGAGUCUUCUGUUGUUGCCGGAAUAGAUCUCAACCAUGCAAAUCUCCAAGGGACUCUUGUCAAAGAGCUCUCUUUGCUCUCUGAUAUCACUCUUUUCCAUCUCAACAGUAACAGGUUUUCUGGCUCAGUUCCAGACACAUUCAGAGACCUCACUUCCCUCCAAGAGUUGGACCUCAGCAACAACCAACUCUCAGGCCCUUUUCCCAUGGCCACUCUAUCCAUGCCAAGCCUCAUCUACUUGGACCUCAGAUACAACAACUUCUCAGGGCAAAUUCCAGAUGAUCUCUUCAACAAGAAACUCGAUGCAAUAUUCCUCAACAACAACAAUUUUGAAGGUGAAAUUCCAGAGAAUCUGGGAAAUUCACCUGCCUCGGUGAUCAACUUGGCCAACAACAAGUUGAGUGGAAGCAUCCCUUUUAGCUUUGGCUUCAUGAGUUCAAGACUAAAGGAGAUUCUCUUCCUUAACAACCAGUUAACAGGUUGCAUUCCCCAAGGAGUAGGGAUCUUCACUGAGAUGCAAGUGUUGGAUGUGAGCUUCAACUCUCUUAUGGGCCAUUUGCCUGACACAAUGAGUUGCUUGCAGGAUAUAGAGGUUCUCAAUUUGGCACAUAACAAGCUCUCAGGGGAGUUAUCAGAUGUGGUGUGCUCUUUGAGAAGCCUACUAAAUCUAACAGUUGCUUACAAUUUCUUCUCAGGGCUGAGCCAGGAAUGUUCAAGGCUAUUCAAUGUGGGGUUUGAUUUCUCUGAUAACUGUAUCCCUGGCCGGAACAUGCAGAGACCACAACCAGAGUGUUCUGUGAUCCCUGGUGGUAGUCUCAAUUGUCUUAGAAUCCCUGCUCCAAAACCUCUUGUGUGUGCUACUCUGUCUGCAACUUUGUCUAAGCACACAAACUCACGUUCCUCUUCUCCCUGA